AUGGGUGAACCUUCAGAAGACGAGCCGGACUUCCCAUACGCGGACAACGUCCCGUCAAAGGAUGACAAGGUUUUCACCUCCUGGAUCCAUCGCGAUGCAAGCUUCGAGCCAUUCGCUCCCAAGGACGGCCACUUCAGCGCCUGGGAUGACGCACCCAACCCCAAGACCUACGCCUCCUUUGGCGACCAGGGCGUCACGGCGAGCGUUAACGCUUAUGGACAUCUUCUCAUGUUCGGCCGCUACCUCAGCGUCGGCACCUCAGGCAUGUUCAUGACUGACCAGACGAACGUGCCCCAGCCAUGGUACGUCAUGUGGCGGAGCUUAGAAUUGCAAGAUAUCAGCGCCGAGCAGAACGGCAAGAAUAUGAGUUAUGGCCUGCGUUUUGAAGACGCCACCUCUGACAAUGCCACUUCUGACGAUGCCACUUCUGAAGAUGCCACUUCUGACGAUGCCACUUCUGACGAUGCCACUUCUGACGAUGCCACUUCUGACGAUGCCACUUCUGACGAUGCCACUUCUGACGAUGCCACUUCUGACGACGCCGCCGCCUUUGAUGAUCAGCUGCGCUCGAGCUAUGUUCACGAUAGGUGGCCGCGCUACGAAUACACGACCGAGGCUAACAAUCACAUCACGAUCCAAUGGAUCGUCCACCAAGAAGCCGUCCUGCAGCAGGUCGUGAUAACGAACUUUGCGGAUAACAAUACUAAGGUCAAAUUCUCCUUCGGCGACGGAAUGCAUCUUCGGGACAUGGACCAUCACAAUUACCGCCCGUUCGAAGGCCCGGACAAUUCCGCCGACCCCUCCACCUGCGCUGGCCCGAACGGCUAUGGCUGUGUUUACGUGCGUCCUCUUCCUCAGGAUGACGAGGAGGAUGACGAGGAUAAUUACAAGGAAGGGGGCAAGGAGGAUAACGGGGCACCGGUUGACAGCGAGCAGAAGCCCGACUCCGUCACGACCAUCGUGUCCGUCUUUAUUGACGGGGAAGCGAAGACUGGAGUCGGGAAAGACACUUGGAUCCACGAGCUCCGCGGCAAAAAGGCGAUUACAUUAGCCCAGGAAACCCCGCUAUCGGAUACAGUGGAAGUCGUCGUUGCCUACAAGAUGCUCUUCUUGCCAAAGUCAAAGGGCGACUGGUCAGACUUCCUCAUCCCGGCGAGAUCGACGAACGUCAACACACUUCUCCGCAAUGAACCCUUCACCGAGCUCAAUCUCUCCGGAGUUGACAUGUCUCCCCCGAGUCACGACGAUACCACCCAGAAGGCCGUCGCUCCAAAGAGCACCCAGACAGGUGACACCUCGAAGGACCCCAAGAAAGACGCCGCCAAGGCAAAGAAGCUGCAGGAGCCACAAAAUCCGGAGAACCCACUGAACGCGCAGAAGCCGCCAAAUUUGGGGAGGCCGCCAAACCCGCAGGGAAUCCCAGACAAAAGCGCAUCCAGCCACAUCGAGUAUGCGGUCCGCCGCAAUCUGGAGCACAUCUUGUCUGGGUGUGCCGUUCCAUUGAGAAAACCCCUGCUGAAGGGCGCGGAACCCACGGAGAAGUGGCCCGAUGGCAUCGUGCCCGUCGCCUUGACAUGCGGCGACAUGUCAACUCACCGCGUCUGCACUUCGGCUAGCUUCUUUGCAUUUCAAUUUCUAAUUCAGGUUGCUAAGCGGCUGAAUCGUCUGGAGCAGGAUGACUAUGUGAAGUCGCUUCGCCAGAGGAUUGAUGAUGUGUGUCGCGGACAUCUGGCAUGGCUGCGCCGGGUGUGGGAGCUAAAUUACCAACCGAAGAAACAGGCCAACGUCUCUGAGUCCAGGACGUCCAAGACCCGUUGCUUCGUGGCUAACUACUGGGUCACGGGGAGAUCUAUUACCCCAUCCAAUGAAUCUGCCCUCUGGUCUCCGUCCUGGAUGCCGGAGGACUCUUUGACCGACACACCCUACCAGGUCAUCAAAGUGGCUGAGUUUGCGGCCCUCUAUCGGGAGCCAUCAGACCAAGACCUGGCCAAGAAGAUCAUGGUACGCGUCGGCCAGAAAUGGUGCAAAGAGCUAUUUAAGCUGGACAAACGAGGGGAACUCGUCUGGCCGCACGCUCGGGAUGAAGAUAUUACUACAUUCCGGCUGGAUGACCACGUGUUGAUCUGGAAGGCUAUCAAGUCUAUGCAGGAUCUAGACAUAUGGGUCGAGCUACGGAAGGAAAAGAAGAACAAGGAAGAUGAUAGCAAGGAAGAUGGAAGCGAGGACGGCGGUUUCGACGAGUUGGCCAAAAGGUUCACCCGGUCCGACAUCCAGCGUGUCAUUCUCGGGCACUUCACCACCCUUAAUGAUCAUUCCGGGAAAAGAAUGGUGGCAGUCAAGCGAUCGGCUCGGGAAACACGCUUCAUGCUUCACGCACGUGACACUGUCCUCUUCUACGCCAUCGACUGGGGCUUAUCGUUGGAGCAGACGUCGUUUCGUGAGGUGUGGACGAACACGAUCGAGUCGCAGAUCCACCACGACGAAAACCAGGAGGCCCACUGGGAUAACGCCAUCCGCUAUGCCCUAGCUAUCGUGAUGGCCUCGCAGGACAAGACCAUUAACAAGCACACGCCCAGCGAACUGCUCAAGUUGUCUCUCCAAGUGCUAUUCCAGUCGACCAGCCCCAACGCAUUCUUCCCGGGCCAGCUCGAUAAGAAUACCAAGGAGCCCGAACUGUACAGGGAUGAAGAAGACCGAGACUGGUAUUUCCACGCCAGCUUCGAGAUUCCCUUCGUUCUCCUCCUCCAUGCCGGCAAAAUCAACAGCAUCUUUGACGGCCAGCAUCAGAAGCAACCGCAGAAGAAUCCCGUGCCCGACAUCGAACAGCCCAGACCGGGAAUGGAACAGGUGGCAGAGCGGUUUACAGCCGAGCCCAAGAACCAGACGCCGGGCAGCAACAUGGGAAGCGACCAUGCCCUCGCUCUCUCCGACAGGAACCCUGAGAAGUUGGGUCUGUGGGAGCUGUUGCCCGGAAGCCGCAAGGUCAUGACGAAGAACGUCCCGUUCAACAGCAUGAUCGACUCGAGUAACAUUGUCGAGCUCGACGAGGAGUGGUUGUACAAUUACCCGGCGUUUCUUCUGCGCGACAAGCCUCUCACAGACACCGAGGUAGAUUCACAGAUCACCCUCCUGGCCGAGGAUACGGACAGCGAGACGGACAGCGAGACGGACAUCGAGUCAGCCAACGCGAGGCCAGUGGUGAUGAAGGUUGCGAAUGACAAGAAGAGAGAGCAGGGCAGGUCCUCCCACUACAAGUUUACGACAGAUGACCGGCUCGCCGGCGUGGCUGACAUCCCCAAAAACAAGCACCUGGGCAAGCGUGACCAGAGGUUCGAAGUGCACGAGAACCUCUGGUCGAUCGAAAACAAUGACGAACUCUUGACGAUGUUGAGAAAACCUCGCAGGGCGGAACAGGCUAAAAAGCGGCUGGUCUGGCUGCCAUGUGCCAACGGGGAGACGGCACUUGUGUGCUACCUCACCAGCCCCGACGAGGAAAAGGCUGCUAUUUCGGAGUUCUUCGAGCGCCACCGCCACUACGACAAGUUCUUCUCUGACGACACUACUAUCACGCUCAACACGUGGGAGAGCGAGUUCCAUCUGUCCUUCUACCAGCUCAUCGACACGGCAGCCCCCGCACCCGCACCCGCCAUCCCCGAGCCCAGCCAGGAGCCUUUGGGCGGCAAGUUGAACUACCAGAUCACGCGGGCAUCAGUUGGCUUCCGCUUCUUCGGCGACUUCUUCGACCGCUUCUGGACAUGUCACUUCGUCGAGUACAUACCCAGGGUCGCCAGUGAUGCGUCUGCGCCUACGCCCGCGUUGGACUUUAUUGACCACUCGGACAAGCGCAGGUCGUGGCGGCAGCGCAAGGUGCUGGAGCUGCUGUUGCUGGACCGCAUUCUCACCGAGGCCGUCAACAGCACCCGCAAGAUCUACAAGACGGUCCGCCGCGAACUGGAUGUUAAGUCGGAUGGCGCCCUCACCUUUUCCAUCCUCACCAGCGACGACUACUUUGCCUCCAACAAAGAGUGGCAGAAGUUCGAACAAGUCCUACAAGCGGUCCAGGACGACCUGGCCGGCAUGCUCGACACCAUCUCCAAGUGGGAGUCACGCGAAAAGGACCGCGAGAAGGAGCGGCCCCGGUGGACCCACAAGGACGAGUCUAAGUACCGAGGCGACAUUCGCAAGCUCGUCGGGCAAACGUCGCGCAAGAUUCACGAGCUCAAGACAUAUCAAUCCCAGGUAUCGUCGCUCAAAGACACGCUAGCGUCGUCGCAGGACAAGACCCGCAACGACCUCUCGCUCUUGGGCGCUGAGAACAUUCGGUUCUUCACCUACGUGACCGUGGUAUUUUUGCCGCUGGGCUUUGCCGCCUCCAUCUUCAGCAUGAGCGACCCCCCAAAAGGGAGCACGGUGAAGCCCAUGGCCGUGUGCGCCAUCGUCGCCCUGGCCGUGACGGGCAUCGCGAUCGUGAAUGCCAAGGCACUCUUCGCCGUGGCCGAGGCACUCUUCGCGGUAUUCGCAAUGCCCUCGGAGCUGGUGCACAAGUACUCGCACGAGAAGAUGAAGCGCAGCUACAUGGUAGGCCAGUAUACACAGCGCAAGAAUCAACGCAAGAAGCCCCGUGACAUUGUGGAGCCCAUGGUACACUGGUAUGAGCAGGGCAAGAAGUCCAUGGUACGCUGGUUUGAGCAGCGCAGGAAUCCCUGUGACGAUGUCGAGGCUGCUGGGGUGGCCUCGACAAUAACUUCGUCUUCAAAUGCUCCUUCGCCGGCGCCGCGUCCACCGCCAAGUGAUGUUGCGGGCGGAGAUAAUGUUCUCGACAUCGAUACCAGCUCGUCGUCGUCCCCGCACCUGGGGUUCUGGAUCGCAUACGUGCUGAUUGAGCUCCCGGCACGGCGGAUCCUGCUAGCCUGCUACGCCAUGAGGAAGCACAAGUUCACCAGGGCCGCUGUGCUGCUUGUGGUUACUGGUCUGUUACUGCUGCCACUCUUUGUUGUCUCGUGCAUGCUGCAGAUUUUGGUGUAUAACAUGUUCGAUAUUCUCCGACUCUUCUGGGGCUGUGUUGUCCGGUUCUUCUCCACUCCACCGCCCGAAGAAGGCGACGGCUUCGAAAAGCACAUGAGCAUGCUUACCUACCCGCUCAGACCGUAUCGGCCAUUCAAGGAGAGCCCGGAUCAUCCCGGUGAUCCCGAUCUCGAUCAAAAUCCCAAACCCCAGAGCCAGAACGGAGAGAACGAGAAGGGUGCGGCGGGAGAGGUGGUGACGAAUGAUAUCACAGAUCACUACUAG
Messenger RNA from Capronia epimyces CBS 606.96, 5289 nucleotides. RefSeq lists its product as uncharacterized. The coding region runs from base 1 to 5289 and encodes 1762 amino acids. The record is from RefSeq and is a predicted model, not a curated record. Gene Ontology annotation, molecular function: metal ion transmembrane transporter activity. Lineage: Eukaryota; Fungi; Ascomycota; Eurotiomycetes; Chaetothyriales; Herpotrichiellaceae. The transcript is spliced from 4 exons. Gene Ontology annotation, biological process: transmembrane transport; metal ion transport. Gene Ontology annotation, cellular component: membrane.